AUGCGGCUCUCCACCAGGUCAGCCGCGGCACGCUGCGGGCCUUUGCAGGAAAUGCAGGCGCUCAGGCUCCGCACAUCGAAGCUUGACUUGCUGCAGCCCUCGGGAUCCUUCAAGCUGCGGGGCAUUGGCGAGACCGUGCGUGAGGCCAAGCAAAACGGUGCAUCCUGCAUCGUGUCCUCCAGUGGGGGGAAUGCUGGCCUGGCAGCCGCCUACGCUGCACGUGCCUGCGGGCUGCCAUGCACGGUCGUGCUUCCCACGUCUACGCCAGCACUGAUUCGAGACCGCCUGGCGGGCUAUGGUGCGGAGGUGCUGGUGCACGGGAGCGUUUGGGACGAGGCGGAUCAGCAUGCCCGGAAAGUGGUGGAAGAGCAGCGCGGUGCCUACGUCCAUCCCUUCGACCAGGAGUCGACAUGGCGUGGCCAUGCCAGCAUUGUGGAGGAGUUGCAGUCUCAACUCUCUGCCCCGCCCGAUGCCAUCGUAACCUGCGUUGGUGGCGGUGGCCUGCUAAUGGGCAUCCUCCGGGGCGUGGAGGCUGCUGGAUGGUCGAAGACUCGGGUCUUGGCCUGUGAGACCCACGGCGCUUCCUGCUUGGCUCAGAGCCUUCAAAAGGGGGAGCUUGUGACGCUACCUGCGAUCACUUCGGUGGCAAAAUCCCUGGGUGCACUGCGACCAAGCGAGGCGGUCUUCGAGCGCUGUCGUCAGCUUCCGAGUUCCCUCUUCGCCUCGGAAGUCUUCAGCGAUGCGCAGGCGCUCGCAGCUUGCCUCAGGCUGGCAGACGAGCACCGCCUGGUCGUGGAGCCUGCGUGUGGAGCAGCGCUUGCCGCAGUCACCGAGAGCUGCGAGUCCCUGAGAGGCAUGCAGAAGAUCGUCGUAGAGAUUUGCGGUGGAGCGGUUGUCAACUCUGCGCAGCUCUCUGAGUGGGCCGACCAGGCGGCACAGCGCGGUCUGCCGGCGAGCAAGGAUCUCUUGGAUCAAGUGGCAGCGCGCCUAGACACGGCGGCCCGCAUCCAGCUGCCUCUGCAGCGAGAGAUGGAUCUUCUGAUCCUCGACAGGCGGGUUUCCGAGCGAUGGCGGACGGCUGCACGUCAGAAGAGGCAGUCUCUCGAUGAGUCCGUCUGGAAGCUGCAGGACUUGUACCAGUUGGCGGUGGACUUCAGCUUCUACCACCUCGUCCUCUUAAUUGCGGACCUGUCCUCCACGAUCCAAGAGCGCGAGGAAGGCUUCUCAGCUUGGCUGCAGACCUUCCUACCGUCCCAGGCCACGCCCUAUAGCAUCGGGGAGCUGCAGGGUACUCUGCAAGCCACGGCCCACGGCCUCUUCCCACUUCUCAUGGUGCGGAGAUCGGCAAACUUCCUGCUCCAGACGAGCGAGCCAUGUCUCCAACCUCCGGCAGAUCUGGCCAAGCCCGAGGACUUCCAAGUACGUGUCGUCCGGCUCCUUGCCGAGCUCUCUGAGGCCUUGAAAGCCGGAAGUCCGCUCUUGGAGAUCGGUUGUCACCUUGCUGGAGUACUGCAGCUGCGCCUGGCGGAAGGCGCUGAAGCAGGUUCCAGGCAGCCCCAGCACGGAGAAGUGCUGGGUGCCUCUGCAGGUGCUGAGCCGAAAGCCCUUCCAGAUGCCCACGGCUGGCCUCCUGAAACUCUACGCUGCGGUGCUGAGCAACUUGCCCACCUGGGCGGCGGACCUCCGACGUAG
Symbiodinium sp. CCMP2592 is the source of this 1692-nucleotide messenger RNA. NCBI's taxonomy places the organism in Eukaryota, Dinophyceae, Suessiales, Symbiodiniaceae. The record is from the annotation of a GenBank genome assembly.